ACCUCCCGUUAGCGCCCAGGAAGUUCGGCCCCGGAAAGGGUGGGCUCCGCAAAGAUGGCGGCUCCGGAGGUGCUGGACGCCGACGUGUCAAGUUCGGUGACACUUUUGAAAAACCUCCAGGAGCAGGUGAUGGGUGUGACGGCACAGGUACAAGCACUGACGAAGAAAGUUCAGGCUGGAACGUACUCCACAGAGAAGGGUUUGAGCUUCUUGGAAGUGAAAGACCAGUUGUUGCUCAUGUACCUUAUGGAUCUGAGCCACCUCAUCCUGGACAAAGCUUCAGGAGGAUCUCUGCAGGGACACCCUGCAGUUUUGAGGCUGGUGGAAAUCCGCACGGUUUUAGAAAAACUUCGUCCCUUGGACCAAAAACUGAAGUAUCAAAUUGACAAGCUGGUCAAGACUGCGGUGACAGGCAACCUCAGUGAAAAUGACCCGCUUCGUUUUAAGCCCCAUCCCAGCAAUAUGAUAAGCAAGUUGAGCUCUGAGGACGAAGAGGAAGAUGAAGCAGAGGAGGGCCAGUCUGAGGCUUCAGGGAAGAAAUCUGUAAAGGGAGCGGCUAAGAAAUACAUCCCACCACGCUUGGUUCCAGUGCACUAUGAUGAGACAGAAGCUGAGCGUGAGCAGAAGCGCCUGGACCGCGCCAAGAAACGAGCCCUGAGCAGCUCUGUCAUCCGUGAGCUUAAGGAGCAGUACUCAGAUGCCCCAGAGGAAAUCCGUGAUGCCCGGCACCCUCAUGCCACUCGCCAGAGUCAGGAGGAUCAGCAUAGGAUUAACUAUGAAGAGAGCAUGAUGGUGCGCUUAAGUGUUAGCAAGCGAGAGAAGGGACGGCGGAAGCGAGCCAGCGUUAUGUCCUCCCAGCUCCACUCCCUCACACACUUCAGCGACAUCAGUGCUUUGACAGGAGGAGCCCCCCAUCUUGACGAGGACCAGAACCCUGUUAAAAAGCGGAGGAAGGUACCUAAGAAAGGCCGGAAGAAGAAAGGUUUUCGGAGGCGCCGGUGAUGUACACUUUGUCAUCCUGGAGUCUAUUGUCACUGUAUGUGGCUAUUUUCCUUGGGCCUGCUGGCCUUGGAAAUGUGGAAAGAUCUUUACUAAAUAAAACUGCUUUUGCUUAUGAAUGAAA
This is a messenger RNA of Peromyscus californicus insignis, 1123 nucleotides long. It is a transcript of the gene Ngdn, whose product is annotated as neuroguidin. Gene Ontology annotation, cellular component: small-subunit processome; nucleolus. The record is from RefSeq and is a predicted model, not a curated record. Bases 55 to 1002 code for a protein of 315 amino acids. The transcript is spliced from 11 exons. Gene Ontology annotation, biological process: maturation of SSU-rRNA from tricistronic rRNA transcript (SSU-rRNA, 5.8S rRNA, LSU-rRNA). NCBI's taxonomy places the organism in Eukaryota, Metazoa, Chordata, Mammalia, Rodentia, Cricetidae.